Molecule: messenger RNA, 861 nt
Organism: Acytostelium subglobosum LB1
Lineage: Eukaryota; Evosea; Eumycetozoa; Acytosteliales; Acytosteliaceae
Exons: 2
Coding region: 1-861 (286 amino acids)
Source: RefSeq, a predicted model, not a curated record
AUGUCAUCAUCAGCCUCGCCUCCUCCCCCUCCAGCACCGCCAGCACCGCCAACCCCUCCAGCCUCAGCCACACAACAAGCCCCUACAGCUCCAAUUACUGUGUUAUCAUUCUUCCCUCCAGUGCCUGUUGUGAACGUACCCUUGCAGAUAGCCUACGCCGAGAAGUCGGCCAGAAGACAUGAUAGCUACACGCGUCUGGACCGCGCACAACUAGACAACAUCAAGUUGUUCAUCGAUGAUGUCGAGAUCGUGGACACGGAAACGGGCAUUGCGACACAGCAAUCGACCAAGCACAAGUCGUCCUCUCCAUUCCAUUCAAUAUCCAAGUGGCUGCAUGGUGGAAAGGACCAUCACAGUGGAUCGGAUGCAUCUCGCGAGACACCACUUGUCGUCGCAUUGGACAAUGCCAUCUUUGUGCCAACUGUUGCGCACGAGGGCAAGCGUCUUCGCGCCACAUUCACAAUCCGCAAGAAGCCAUUUGAAUUGGCGGCCACGAUCAUGUAUCGCACAUCUCGCACGCUGAUCAAUAGCGAGGGCUUCACAGACAAUGACGCGUCAGAGGUCGAGGGCAAGAACACAACGUUGCGCAUCAUACAGUACAAUAUAAUGGCCGAUUGCUACACAUCUGCCCAGCGCUACACCGACUGCCCGCCAUACACACUCUAUCGUCCAUACCGCCAGUGGAUCCUGCCCGAGUAUGUCAACGAGCAUCACGCCGACAUACUAUGCAUGCAGGAGGCCGAGGUGCGUCUGACGCGUCUUCGCGAGAAGCUGGCAGAGUGGGGCUACGCGCACACCACCCUCAGCGACCUGAGCAAAUACCAAGAGGAACAAUCUACACUGGGGACAUCCAGACUUUGA